Molecule: messenger RNA, 510 nt
Organism: Pieris macdunnoughi
Lineage: Eukaryota; Metazoa; Arthropoda; Insecta; Lepidoptera; Pieridae
Source: the annotation of a GenBank genome assembly
AUGUCGCUACCAAGACGAUCAAAUGUUUCACGGCAAAGCCGUAAUGAAACUAGGAUUCGAAACAUUACGAACGAAAAGAAUGAAGAAGAACAAGAAAUUGCACGUGAAGAGCGCCGUAGAGCAUUGGAACGGGAACGUGAAUAUGAUCACCAGGAAUUAGUAGUUCAAAGGAAUGUAGGUACUCCUGUUAAAUCCCCAACCAAUGUAAGUUUAUGGUACAUUAAUGAAGACAAUUGGAACAUGGUAAUGGUGGAUUAUAUAUCCUGGAUGCCUCUGCUGGAACAGUUGCUUCUUCUGGACACAUCGUUAGAAGGAUGCCGUACGGCUCAUUCAGCAUUAAAGUUGCCAUUCAAUCUUCAAGCAAUUAAACCAAUAUGUACAGCAUUAACAAUGUUUCGAAGUGAGGAGAUGGUGCUGUGUCAGCUCUUCGUGCAGCCGGAAGCUGCUUACGUAUCUAUGUAUGAGCUGGGGGAAGCUGGCAUCGCUCAGUUCAGAGAUGUAAGUUUAUAA